AUGACUUGGCUACCAGCAGACGGUGUUCCCGGCCCCGACCCAACCCUUGCCCUCCCCCGCAUCCUAUGCCUCCAUGGUGGCGGCACCAAUUCACGCAUCUUUCGCGCCCAAUGCCGGGUCAUCAGGUGUCACCUCGAGCAAUCGUUCCGCCUCGUCUUCCCCGACGCCCCCUACAUCAGCAAACCCGGUCCGGACGUGACGUCUGUCUACUCGGAAUGGGGCCCCUUCCGCAGCUGGAUGAAACCGCACCCGGGAGCGGGGAACAACCCCUUCUCCACACCCCCUUACCACGCCAACAACGUGCUAAUGCCGGUGCACGACAGUGAUCCAAGUGAGGUUAUUGACGCCAUUGAUGCGUCUCUGGCCGAAGCCAUGAGGACAGACGAUGAGGCGGGCGCGACGGGCGAGUGGGUUGGCCUGCUCGGCUUCAGCCAGGGUGCCAAGAUAGCCGCAAGCCUACUUUUGAGGGAGCAGGAUCGCAUAGAGCUCUCUGAGUUGACGUACCAGAGCAUGUUGAGGCCCAGCCACGUUCCGAUGUUCCGCUUUGCCGUUCUGCUAGCGGGUAGGGGACCACUCGUCCAGCUGUAUUCAGAUUUCCAGACUUCCUUUAGGAGGGAAAAAGAGGUCCAGGGGCCGAUUUUGCAGCUGCCGACCGUGCAUGUGCAUGGGUUACAAGAUGAGGGCCUAGCUAUGCAUAGAGAUUUGUUAAAUCGCUGCUGUACGGCGGAGACCACCAUGGUGGUGGAGUGGGAUGGGAAUCACCGCGUUCCUAUCAAAACUUGGGACGUAGCUGCUGUUGUUUCAGCGUUAUUAGCCACUUACGAGAAAUUGAGGGCAUUGUAG
Messenger RNA from Pseudogymnoascus destructans, 843 nucleotides. RefSeq lists its product as uncharacterized. Bases 1 to 843 code for a protein of 280 amino acids. Gene Ontology annotation, biological process: secondary metabolite biosynthetic process. Lineage: Eukaryota; Fungi; Ascomycota; Leotiomycetes; Thelebolales; Thelebolaceae. The record is from RefSeq and is a predicted model, not a curated record. Gene Ontology annotation, cellular component: nucleus; cytoplasm. The transcript has a single exon.